Messenger RNA from Drosophila eugracilis, 391 nucleotides. RefSeq lists its product as uncharacterized. The record is from RefSeq and is a predicted model, not a curated record. The transcript has a single exon. The coding region runs from base 140 to 268 and encodes 42 amino acids. Lineage: Eukaryota; Metazoa; Arthropoda; Insecta; Diptera; Drosophilidae.
UUUGUGUUUUAGUCUCAGUCUGUAGAACCCAUCCCUUUCAAUCGCAGGAAAUUUAUUCCAAUUCGUUGAAAAGUAUUUCCAAAAACCAACAUUUUGAAUUGUUCACUUGCGAAUUUUUCGUUGAUAUUAUUGCAUAACUAUGGAUAACGCCGUUGGGAAUUUUGGAGACAAGUUCAAGUGCUUGGUGAAAGCGGAAGGCAAGGGAAUGGCUCUGAAGCUGGUGGGAUUCUACGCCGUUGGCUGGACCCUGCGCAAGUUGGUCAAGUGAAGUGCUCGCUGGCCAAAGGAAUUCCUCAAUUCCAUGGCUAGUUCACUGUCAAGUGUUUCAGUUUUGUCCCCUAUUUUAAAUUCCAUGUACGAAUAAAUUGUGGUCUUUACCUCAAAAUCACAA